GAAUUAGUAAUCCCAUGUGUUAAGCCGUUGUUUUAGUGUUCUUUUGAUGAGUUUGGCUUGUUGUUAUGAAAAGUGUUUAUUUUGGCGAGUUUGAAAGUUUUUGAGCAUGUGUAAUGGCAUGAAUGCGUUAAGCUGUUGUUUUAGUGUUCUUUUGAUGAGUUUGGCUUGUUGUUAUGAACAUUGUUCGUUUUGGCCAGUUUGAAGGUUUUUGAGCAUGUGUAAUGGCAUGAAUGUGUUGAAUUAGUAAUCCCUUUUGUUAAUCAGUUGUUUUGGUGUUAUUUUGAUGAGUUUGGCUUUUUGUUUUGAAAAGUGUUUGUUUUGGCGAGUUUGAACGUUUUUUGAGCAUGUGUAAUGGCAUGAAUGCGUUAAGCUGUUGUUUUAGUGUUCUUAUGAUGAGUUUGGCUUGUUGUUAUGAACAUUGUUCGUUUUGGCCAGUUUGAAGGUUUUUGAGCGUGUGUAAUGGCAUGAAUGCGUUAAGCUGUUGUUUAAGUGUUCUUUUGAUGAGUUUGGCUUGUUGUUAUGAACAUUGUUCGUUUUGGCCAGUUUGAAGGUUUUUGAGCAUGUGUAAUGGCAUGAAUGCGUUAAGCUGUUGUUUUAGUGUUCUUUUGAUGAGUUUGGCUUGUUGUUAUGAAAAGUGUUUGUUUUGGCGAGUUUGAACGAUUUUGUGCAUGUGUAAUGGCAUGAAUCCGUUAAGCUGUUGUUUUAGUGUUCUUUUGAUGAGUUUGGCUUGUUGUUAUGAAAAGUGUUUGUUUUGGCCAGUUUGAACGAUUCUGAGCAUGUGUAAUGGCAUGAAUGCGUUAAGCUGUUUAUUUAGUGUUCUUUUGAUGAGUUUGGCUUGUUGUUAUGAAAAGUGUUUGUUUUGGCGAGUUUGAACGUUUUUGAGCAUGUGUAAUGGCAUGAAUGCGUAAGUUGUUGUUUUAGUGUUCUUUUGAUGAGUUUGGCUUGUUGUUAUGAAAAGUGUUUGUUUUGGCGAGUUUGAACGUUUUUGAGCAUGUGUAAUGGCAUGAAUGCGUUAAGCUGUUGUUUUAGUGUUCUUAUGAUGAGUUUGGCUUGUUGUUAUGAACAUUGUUCGUUUUGGCCAGUUUGAACGUUUUUGAGCAUGUGUAAUGGCAUGAAUGUGUUGAAUUAGUAAUCCCUUGUGUUAAGCUGUUGUUUUAGUGUUCUUUUGAUGAGUUUGGCUUGUUGUUGUGAAAAGUGUUUGUUUUGGCGAGUUUGAACGUUUUUGAGCAUGUGUAAUGGCAUGAAUGCGUUAAGCUGUUGUUUUAGUGUUCUUAUGAUGACUUUGGCUUGUUGUUAUGAACAUUGUUCGUUUUGGCGAGUUUGAAGGUUUUUUAGCAUGUGUAAUGGCAUGAAUGCGUUAAGCGUUUGUUUUAGUGUUCUUUUGAUGAGUUUGGCUUGUUGUUAUGAAAAGUGUUUGUUUUGGCGAGUUUGAACGUUUUUGUGCAUGUGUAAUGGCAUGAAUGUGUUAAGCUGUUGUUUUAGUGUUCUUUUGAUGAGUUUGGCUUGUUGUUAUGAAAAGUGUUCGUUUUGGCCAGUUUGAAGGUUUUUGAGCAUGUGUAAUGGCAUGAAUGCGUUGAAGCUGUUGUUUUAGUGUUCUUUUGAUGAGUUUGGCUUGUUGUUAUGAACAUUGUUCGUUUUGGCCAGUUUGAAGGUUUUUGAGCAUGUGUAAUGGCAUGAAUGUGUUGAAUUAGUAAUCCCUUGUGUUAAGCUGUUGUUUUAGUGUUCUUUUGAUGAGUUUGGCUUGUUGUUAUUAAAAGUGUUUGUUUUGGCGAGUUUGAACGUUUUUGAGCAUGUGUAAUGGCAUGAAUGCGUUAAGUUCCACCCUACCUUCAAGUUACCGCCCCAUUUCACUUCUCAACGUUGACAUUAAAAUUAUCACCAAGGCACUUUCCCACCGAUUAGAAAAAAUUAUUCCAUCCAUUAUUCACCCGGAUCAAACAGGAUUUAUUAAAGGAAGAAACUCAUCCAAUAACACACGCAGACUAUUCAAUAUAAUGCACCACUCAACCACACAUAACCAUAACUCAAUCAUAGCCACCUUAGAUGCAGAAAAAGCCUUUGACAGAGUUAACUGGUCAUUCCUCAUCCACACCCUACACAGUUUCGGCUUUGGGGAAUCAUUUAUUAACUGGAUUAAAACACUUUACACCUCACCUACAGCCACAGUUAUUACUAACGGACAAACCUCACAAAGCUUCACUCUUCACAGGGGGACCAGGCAAGGUUGCCCACUCUCUCCCUCUUUUUUCACCAUUUUCAUUGAACCCCUAGCAGCAGCCAUCCGUCAGAACCCCCUCAUUACAGGAAUCCAAACCCCCAACAUGCACCAUAAAAUCAGCCUCUAUGCAGAUGACAUUUUACUUUUUAUGGAUAACCCAAAAUCAUCACUACAAGAAGUAAUCAGUGUCAUCAAAUCCUUCUCCCUUCUCUCUGACUACUCAAUAAACUGGAACAAAUCCUCCAUACUCCCAUUAAACACCAACAGUCUGGCUGUGGCAGCCCUUACAACACCCAUCCCCUUCUGCACAAGUCACAUCACCUACUUAGGCAUCCACAUUUCCCCCAGGCUGUCAGAGUUGAUCAACCUGAAUUUCACUCCACUCCUAAAAAAAAUCAAUGAUGAUCUCCAACGAUGGAUGAACCUCCCAUUAUCUAUAUUAGGCAGAAUAGCAACAGUUAAAAUGACAAUCCUCCCCAAAAUCAGUUACCUUUGUUCAAUGAUUCCCACUCAUCCACCUCUCACCUGGUUUCAUUCCCUCGAUUCAUCCAUCAACAAAUUUUACUGGAAAAAUAAACCCCCACGAGUCAAACUGGCCACUCUUCAGAAAUCAAAAAGUUUAGGCGGACUCAAUGCUCCAAAUUUUCAUCAUUACUCACUAGCAAAUCAACUUCAAUACAUCUACAAAUGGACCCACCCCACCCAGUCAGAUAGCACGUGGUUAGACAUAGAACAAACAGUUAGCAAAGACAUCCAUCUCUCAGACCUACCAUUCCUCAGUCAAACUAUCAAAAAACACCCCUGUUUCCAAAACCCCACAAUAUCAUCGGCCCUGACAGCCUGGUGGAAAUUCUACAGCAUUACUAACUCCACUCUGGCACCAUCGCUUUUCACCCCGAUCUGGCACAACCUGGACUUCAUCAGCAAUAAACAAUCACUAUACUUCAGCACCUGGGUAGAGAAAGGGAUUACUCACCUCAAACAUAUCUUCAAUAAUAACACCCUGGUCCCAUUCUCUCUCCUGGUCCAGAAGUUUGGCAUCAGGAGCCAUCAAUUCCUACAAUAUCUACAGGUUUCAUCAUCCAUCCAAUCAUCAAUGAAAAACAAGAAUAUAAACUUAGACCUCCCCCGUUACCCUAUCUAAACUCAUUAACAUCCCUUCCUCAAAGAAAAUCCUAUCUAAAUUAUACAAAUUAUUAUCACAGGCCGACUCAACACCCUCCAUACCCUCCUGAUGCUGACUUCUGGCCCCAAAUCUGCAAGAACAUUUUCUCCAUGACGAAAAAUGCUAAUUUACAACUCAUACAAUACAAAAUCCUUCACAGAACUCAUCUGACUGGACACAAAAUGCAAAAAAUGGGCUUCUCAUCAUCUGGAAACUGUUCACACUGCUCACUAAACUGCACUGAUACCUAUAUUCAUGCAACCUGGCACUGCACACCUGUUCACCACUUCUGGAGAAACAUUACAGAAACAUUAUCCCAGAUUAUGGGCUGCCACAUCCCACUUUCCCCUUCCGUCUGUUUAUUAGGAGACCUAUCUCCAUUAAAACUUGACAAAACACACACACACGUUCACUUCUAGUGGCACUAACCGUCGCCAGGAAAACUAUCCUCAUGAACUGGAAGUCUCGGAACUCCAUACUCAUAAUACACUGGAAAAACCUGCUCAUAGACUACAUCUCCUUAGAAAAUACAAACUCCUCUGACAAUAAUCAUAACUCUACCUGGUUAUCAUUCAUCACUUUUCUAAGCUCAUAAUCUGCCACAAACCAGUCACAACAUCAUCCAUCUCUGUUCUCUGACACUUUCAUUCCCAACUUUUUAUUUUUAUUUUAUUUACUUAUCUAUUUAUUAUUAUUAUUAUUAUUAUUAUUAUUAUUAUCUUUAUUAUUAUCUUUAUCAUUAUCAUUAUUAUUUUUUUAUUAUUAUUGUUUAUUGAUUUUUAUUUUCUAUUUCUUACUACAUAUUACGACAAAUAUUAUGAUGAAUAUUAUUGUCAUUGUCAUUUUCUAUUAUUAUUAUUUAUUUAUUUAUAUACUUACAUUUACAGUUGUUAUUUUCUGCUCGGGUCCCUGCUGGGUCGCGCCUGUUAGACAAUGACCUGUGAUCUCCUUGCCCUUCCGGCCUCCCCCUCCCCCAGUUCUCCGCCCUGGACUGUCUUCAGAUGGCACAUCACCUCUUUUAUUGCACAUCACACUAGAUUAGGAAGAGGAACGGGGUCUCAAUCUCAUCAAAUUAUAGUUCAGGACAACCCCUCUCCUUGGUUUUAAUGCACAACAUUAGAAAGCACAUAUAUGAGAGAAAUUAAGAAAAAAAAAAAAUAAAAUAAAUAAAAUAAUAACAAUAAUAAUAAUAAUAAUAAUAAUAAUAAUAAUAAUAAUUUUAAAAAAAAUAAAUAAUAAAAAUAAAUAAAUAAUUAUAAAGUAUAUUAAGUAAAUAACAAAGACUAAAUACAUAUAUAGACAUAGGGCAAGGUGUUGUGCCGCAUUCAGCUCCGGGGCAUGCGGGGGUUGGGGUGGGAGUCUGGGGGCCUGGAGGGAUGCAGGUGGGUCUCGUGCGAGUGGGAAGGGACCCAAAGUGGUCCACAAAUUCCUUCUUCUUAUUAUUAUUAUUAUUACUAUUAUUGUUGUUAUUAUUAUUAUUAUUGAUAUUGUUGAUGUAGUAUAAUUUUCUUUUUUUUUUUUUGCUUGUCUGACAAUUGUAAUAUUUAUUUAUUUUUUUUUUUAUUUUCUUUUUCAUUAUUAUUUACACACACCACACACACACGCACACACACAAACACACACACACACACACACAACCACAAAUGCCAUUGUUUGUUUUGUAUGUCUUGUAUUGUCACACUGCACAAAUAAAAAAUUUAAAAAAUUUAAAAAAAAAAAAAAAAAAAAAGGAGCCAUUAAAUGUGGCCCACAGGAAAACAACCAAUUUCCCACAGACACAUACUAACGUUAGGCAGAAUUUAAUUAAUUUCUUGAGAAAUGUAAAUUUUAUUUGUUGGCUUAGUGUUUUGUUCUUUUGCUGGUUUAUACCAGGAACUGCUUCACACUUAUAUAAAUGAACUGCUUUUUACCAGUAUACACCAGGAAAUCUGAUGGAUACAAAUUGUGCAAGUACUAUCAUGUCUGUCAUGAACCACCUCCACUAAAGAAUUCUAGCACUGACAGGAUGUGAAUACACAAUGCAGCUCUGUGCAGCAGAAAGUGGUGAUGCUGACAGCUCAUCUCAGUCACAACUGGACACAAAACUAGUUCAAACUGCACAGAGCUGCAAACCUUUGUGGGUGUUUGCUUCGUGAAUCACUCAUUGAGAUGGGGCAGAUUUUUUAACCACUGCAGUCCACUCUUGGUGAAUUUCCUCCUGACUCUUUCAACCUGGCUGCAAUCGAGGAAGCUGCAGAUCAAAGCAGGAAGUGAGGUUUAAAGAGCCUCAUUGAGCUGGAGUUUCUUCUGCUUACACACACACACACGCACACAAAAUGUGCUGUACUGGAUUCCUUUCAUUGAUGUUUAUGAGGCUCAGAAACAAACCGCCACAGUCAUAUAUGGUACAGAUGUUACAGUGAAAGCUCCAACCUUUGCCGUAGGUAAAAUGUGCCCGACCUCAUUAUCACUCAAGUAUGAUUAAUUUGUCAAUUCUUUAUGUGAAAAGGGAAAAAUUAGCAUUUGUUUUUUUUUUUACAGUCAAGUUAACCAUUUCCCUCUAUCUUUAAAGUAUUUGAGGAAAACAUAUUGAAGCUUAUUUUCUGCCUUUUUUAUUGUAAGAGAUCAAUAAACAUUCUUGCCAUAAUAAUAAAAAAAAAAUUUAAAAAAAAUGAAUGCGUUAAGCUGUUGUUUUAGUGUUCUUAUGAUGAGUUUGGCUUGUUGUUAUGAACAUUGUUCGUUUUGGCCAGUUUGAACGAUUUUGAGCAUGUGUAAUGGCAUGAAUGUGUUGAAUUAGUAAUCCCUUGUGUUAAGAUGUUGUUUUAGUGUUCUUUUGAUGAGUUUGGCUUGUUGUUUUGAACAUUGUUUGUUUUGGCCAGUUUGAACGUUUUUUAGCAUGUGUAAUGGCAUGAAUGCGUUAAGCUGUUGUUUUAGUGUUCUUUUGAUGAGUUUGGCUUGUUGUUAUGAAAAGUGUUUGUUUUGGCGAGUUUGAACGUUUUUGAGCAUGUGUAAUGGCAUGAAUGCGUUAAGCUGUUGUUUUAGUGUUCGUUUGAUGAGUUUGGCUUGUUGUUAUGAACAUUGUUCGUUUUGGCCAGUUUGAAGGUUUUUGAGCAUGUGUAAUGGCAUGAAUGCGUUAAGAUGUUGUUUUAGUGUUCUUUUGAUGAGUUUGGCUUGUUGUUAUGAACAUUGUUCGUUUUGGCCAGUUUGAAGGUUUUUUAGCAUGUGUAAUGGCAUGAAUGCGUU
Messenger RNA from Xyrichtys novacula (pearly razorfish), 6605 nucleotides. Lineage: Eukaryota; Metazoa; Chordata; Actinopteri; Labriformes; Labridae. The record is from the annotation of a GenBank genome assembly.